AUGGUCGUAAAAAAAGAAGUUAAGGAGAAAACAAAUAACCCGAUGCGAGAAAUAAAAAUCCAGAAGCUAUGCCUUGAUAUCUGCGUUGGGGAAAGCGGUGACAGACUAACUCGAGCUGCCAAAGUUUUAGAGCAAUUGACUGGUCAGCAACCCGUUUUCAGUAAAGCACAUAAGACUAUUAGGAGUUUUUCGAUCAGACGUAAUGAAAAAAUUGCUGUCCAUUGUACUGUGCGGGGUCCAAAAGCAGAGGAAAUUUUGGAAAAGGGUCUAAAGGUGAAGGAAUACGAGCUUCCUAAAUCAUGCUUCAGUAAAACCGGAAACUUCGGCUUUGGAUUGACCGAACAUAUUGAUCUUGGAUUAAAAUACGAUCCCGCUAUUGGGAUUUAUGGAAUGAACUUCUACGUCAUUUUGGGCAGACCUGGGAUGCGCGUUAGAUAUCGCCGGGUUGGCAAUAGUCAUCAUGUCCAGAAGGAAGAAGCUAUGAAAUGGUUCCAAACAAAGUUUGAUGGUAUUUUGUUAAACAAAUAA
Molecule: messenger RNA, 528 nt
Organism: Schistosoma guineensis
Lineage: Eukaryota; Metazoa; Platyhelminthes; Trematoda; Strigeidida; Schistosomatidae
Source: the annotation of a GenBank genome assembly